Arxiozyma heterogenica is the source of this 2433-nucleotide messenger RNA. RefSeq names its product glutamine--tRNA ligase (gene GLN4). Gene Ontology annotation, cellular component: cytosol; cytoplasm. Gene Ontology annotation, molecular function: ATP binding; glutamine-tRNA ligase activity. The coding region runs from base 1 to 2433 and encodes 810 amino acids. The transcript has a single exon. Gene Ontology annotation, biological process: translation; glutaminyl-tRNA aminoacylation. The record is from RefSeq and is a predicted model, not a curated record. Lineage: Eukaryota; Fungi; Ascomycota; Saccharomycetes; Saccharomycetales; Saccharomycetaceae.
AUGGAGGACUUAACAGAACAAUUUCAACAAUUUGGAUUUGAAGAUUCUAAGAUUAAAGAAAUUUUGAAGAAUAAAAAGGUGACCAGCUCGUUGUCUUUAUUAUUGAAUCAAUUAGAUUCUAAUUUAUCACCACUUAAUAAACAAUCACGUUCUUUGAUCCAUAAUUUAGCAUCUCUUUUAAAAGGUAACGAUUUACCAAAUUCUGAAUGGAUUGUUCAUGCUAUUCAAAAUGGUCAAUUAAAGACAAAUUUACAAGUUGAAUCUGCUUUUAAAUAUAUUUCUCAAUCAGUUUCAAAUAAUCAAACCCCGACUGUUGAAGAAAUGAAUAAAGAAUCUGGUGUUGGUGUUAUAGUUACUGAAAAGGAAAUAAACGAUCAAGUUGAGUUGUAUUUCAAUGAAAAUAAAGAUACCAUUCUAAAUGAAAGAUACAAGAUUGUACCAAAAUUAUUUGCAGCAAUCAAAAAUUUACCUGAAUUAAAAUGGGCAGACCCAAAAUUAUUUAAACCAAUUAUUGAUAAGCAAGUUUUACAAUUAUUAGGUCCAAAGGAUGAAAGAGACUUAGUUAAGAAGCCACAAAAGGGUUCUUCUAAGAACAAGAAUAACAAUAAUAAUAAAACAAAGCAAAAUAAGGAUACAGCAGGUGAUUCUGUUCCUAAGCGUACCAUGUUUAACGAGGGUUUUCUUGGUGAUUUACAUAAGGUUGGUGAAAAUCCUCAAGCUUACCCUGAAUUGAUGAAGGAGCAUCUACGUGUUACCGGUGGUAAAGUUAGAACUAGAUUCCCACCUGAACCAAAUGGUUAUUUGCACAUUGGUCAUUCCAAAGCUAUUAUGGUCAAUUUUGGUUAUGCUAAAUACCACGAUGGCCUUUGUUACCUAAGAUUUGAUGAUACAAAUCCUGAAGCAGAAGCUCCAGAAUAUUUCGAGUCAAUUAAAAGAAUGGUCUCUUGGUUAGGUUUCAAACCAUGGAAAAUCACUUAUUCAAGUGAUUACUUCGACAGAUUGUACGAUUUAGCAGAAGUAUUGAUUAAGAAUGGCUAUGGUUACGUGUGUCAUUGUACUGCUGAAGAAAUCAAACGUGGUCGUGGUAUUAAGGAAGACGGUACACCAGGUGGUGAAAGAUUUGGUUGUGUUCAUCGUGAUCAAUCUGUCGAACAUAACUUGGAACAAUUCAGAUUAAUGAAAGAGGGUCAUUAUAAACCUGGUGAGGCUAUUUUAAGAAUGAAACAAGAUUUCACUUCACCAAAUCCACAAAUGUGGGAUUUGAUUGCUUAUCGUGUUUUAAAUGCUCCACAUCCAAGAACUGGUGAUAAAUGGAAGAUUUAUCCAACAUAUGAUUUCACUCACUGUUUGGUUGAUUCUUUUGAAAAUAUCACACAUUCCUUAUGUACUACAGAAUUCUAUUUGUCUCGUGAAUCCUAUGAAUGGUUAUGUGAUAGAGUUCAUGUCUUUAGACCUGCUCAAAGAGAAUAUGGUCGUUUAAACAUUACUGGUACUGUUUUAUCAAAGAGAAAAAUUGCUAAACUUGUUGAUCAAAAGUAUGUUCGUGGUUGGAAUGAUCCAAGAUUAUUCACUCUAGAAGCUAUUCGUAGACGCGGUGUUCCACCAGGUGCAAUUCUUUCAUUUAUUAACACCUUAGGUGUCACCACAAGUACUACAAAUAUUCAAGUUAUCAGAUUUGAAAGUGCUGUUAGAAAAUAUUUAGAAGACAUGACACCAAGACUAAUGUUCGUCUUAGAUCCUAUUGAGGUUGUUGUUGAUAACUUGGAUGAUGAUUACUUGGAAGAAGUUAAGAUUCCAUAUAAGGCUGGUGCUCCUGAAUUUGGUGAUAGAGUUGUUCCAUUCACUAAUAGAUUCUAUAUUGAAGGAGCGGACUUCAGUGAAAAUGUAGAUGAUAAAGAAUUCUUUAGAUUAACACCAGAACAGGCUGUUGGUUUAAUUAAAGUUCCAUUUACAGUAUCUUAUGUUAGUAUGGAAAAGGACACUAAUGGAAAGAUUACAAGAUUGCAUGUUAAAUAUAAUAAAGAUGUGAAGAUUAAACCAAAGACUUUCAUCCAAUGGGUUCCAGUGUCCAAGAAAUUCAACUCACCUGUGAACAUCUAUGAAACAAGAGUCUACAAUCAAUUAUUCAAAUCUGAGAACCCAUCAAGUGUCCCAGAAGGUUAUCUAUCUGAUAUUAAUCCAGACAGUGAAAUUGUUUACAAGAAUUCUGUCAUUGAACAUAAUUUCCACGAUGUCAUUGAAAACACUGAGAAAUGGGUGACUGAUACAGUUAAGAAUAGCGAAUUUUAUGUUAAAGAAGAUUUCAAGAGUAACGAAGUUUGUAGAUUCCAAGGUAUGAGAGUUGGUUAUUUUACUUUGGAUUCUGAAAGUAAUAAGACUGAUAAGAUUAUUUUAAACAGAAUUGUUAGUUUAAAAGAUAGUUUAUCCAAAUAG